AUGCAAUAUGAUGAUUACGAGGAAUUUGUGCCAAUAGUGGAUGGUAUCGGUGGUGUGCUUCCGGAAUCACCGGAAAUGCUUGCAACCUAUAGGCGAAAAAUGCCGAUGAUGAUUGGUACUACUAGAGAUGAAAGUUCAUUAAAAAUCUUGAUUUUGAAUGAAAAAAAUGUAAAUAUGAGUGCACUAACACGAACUGCAGCAGAAGAAAUGGUUGAAAAUUUAACGCUUGCAUAUUCCGGUUUUGUAAAUCAUCGUUUGAUUAUGGAAGGUUGUAAGUACGAAUACAUUUGGUCGAAAAUCAAUCCAGCUAUGGAUCCAUCAGUAUUGAACGAUGCUGUGCUGAAUAUGUACUCGCAUUUUUGGUAUGAUGCGCCAGCGUCUCGACUUGCUACACAUUAUGCAAAAGGCGGUGCACCCGUUUAUUUGUAUUCUUUCGAUCAUAUCAGUGAAAUUUUUGAUUACGACAGAGCAUUUCAUGGCUGUGACGAAAUAUUCCUGUUUGAUGUUGAACCGAGAUUUCUUGUCAAAAGACGCGAUCGAAAUUGGCAGUUGGAUCGGAGGCUAACAGAAAUUUUUGCCGAACUUAUCAUCAAUUUCGCUAGGACCGGAAUUCCCACACCAGAAUCUUCCGGAUUCUCUUUUAAUUGGACUGCAAUGAAAGUGGACAAAUUAAAUUAUCUAUCGAUAACGGACAGUCCCGAAAUGAGUGUUGGCUUCCGAUGGCAAGGUCAUGUUUUUUGGAACUGGUAUGCUCGUCAUUUAGACGCUGUCGAUGUUGGAAAUUUACAUCGUAUCGCUCAACUGGACAAACAGCUUGGCGAUUAUCAAUUAGCAACUUGGAUGCUUCUAUUUUGCGCCCUCUUUUUCUUUGCAAUAUUGGUUGGCUUGGCAUGUUAUUGCACUCGGAAGGAAGCUGACGAUGAAGAUUUGUAGUUUUUCC
This is a messenger RNA of Loa loa (African eye worm), 940 nucleotides long. RefSeq lists its product as hypothetical. Bases 1 to 933 code for a protein of 310 amino acids. Gene Ontology annotation, cellular component: tricellular tight junction; cell surface; septate junction. The transcript has 6 exons. The record is from RefSeq and is a predicted model, not a curated record. Lineage: Eukaryota; Metazoa; Nematoda; Chromadorea; Rhabditida; Onchocercidae.